AUGAAGCUUCCCGUAGUGUGCCGCACCUGUGAUACCAGAAAUGCAGAGAUUCUUUAUAAGCUUGAAACAUAUACGAAAAAGUUCCCAGAGAAAAUGCUUUCUGAUCUUCUAACGGAAUUAACCAAAAUAGAGCUUACCGAGUCCUACCCACAGAAACCCCCCCAAUGCGUUUGUGGGGAUUGCACGCGCAAGCUAAUAGGCGCAUACUACUUUGUGACACAAGCCCGCGAAGCCAACAGUCUUUUGCUGAGCCACCUUAAUCGAAGCGAUUCUGGUCCGAUUGUGGCUGCUGUCGAAGAUUGUCUAGAAGAAGCACCUAUGGAGCUAUGCCCCGAGCAGCAUGUGACAGUUAAGAUAGAAGACGACAGGGCCGACAAUGACAUUAGUUGUAUUGAACUGCCUGAGUUUGAUUUGAUACAACAAUCGGAUGUUGCAGAUGAAGCUGAAGAAGAUACGAAAAAGUCGUUUGAUCCGCUAAAAAUGCUUGAUGCUGUCAAACAGGAGACAGAUGAACAAAGAGCUUCCCUAUUGCAAGAUGAGGAGGAUUCGCUUGAUGAAAUGCCGUUGACACAGCGAGUGCAGCGUUGGAAGCAAGAAGAACAUAAAUUAAAAAAACGUUUUAAGUGCGACCAGUGUCCCAAGAGUUUUAACAAAGUCGAGUGUAUGAAGCAGCAUAGUGCACGGUAUCACAAUUCAAAAAUUGAUUGGUAUUCUUGUACAUUUUGCAUCAGAAAAUUUAGUCGUAGUGAUGGCUUACAAGCGCAUCUUAAAGUUCACAGCAAUCCGAAACGUUCAUCACAUGUUGCAGACCGGAAGAAAGUUAAAGAUAUCGAUGUGAAUCUUUGUAAGCCACAUGGAUUCAAACUCAUACAGUGCAUGAUUUGUCAGAGCAAAUAUAAUAGAAUCUCCGAACUGCGACGCCAUUUGGAAGCGCAUCCCGAGCCAAACAUAUCUAACAUUAGAGAGCGAUACAACUUGGAAUUAAAUGAGCUAAGGGAACUGUUUUAUCCUGAUUUUAAAGACGCAACUGAGGAUCAUUUACAAAAGCUCAUGUUAAAGGAUUUGGGUUCUGGUAUUUAUCAGCGAUUCUAUUCAAUAACCAAUCAGUCUGGCUAUGAAAUGGAUUUGGACAGUUCGGAAACGGACAGCGAAGCCGAACAGGAAGUAUAUGAGCAAACUAUAGGAAAGACAAAAACAUCGAGAAGCUCUUCCUAUCAAUGCGAGUUGUGUGAUGAGGGAUAUCAACGCAAAUAUCAGCUUUUGGAGCACCAGCGACAAAGCCAUGCAUGGUCCGAAGUGCCUCACAUUUGUGGUCGUUGUGAUGCGCGCUUCGUGAGCCUUCAGAUACUAAGACAUCAUUAUGAGUCGCAGUGUAAAAAUGCUCAAAAGCGUUUCUUAUGCCCCAAAUGUUCAUGCAGAUUCCGCUGGAAGCAUAAUUUGAAGGCACACCUCCAAAAACAUCGAGUCAUACACACAUCACACGAAUGCCAACAAUGUAAUCGGGUUUUCGACAAGAAAAAAUCACUGACUGUUCAUUUGCUCAGUGUUCAUGCUGAUCAGUCCAAAAUAAUCUCGUGUCAAUGGUGCCCUCGCAAGUUUUAUCGUCAUGACUACCUCGUGAAGCAUCUAAAACGUCAUGGCAUUGUAGAGCAGGACAUUCCACUAGCAGAGACUUUGAUAGCUGCCACAUCAAAGCCGAAUGGUGUCAAGAUCAUAAAAUGCAAGAUUUGCAAUGUCCAGUUCGACCGUAUAGCCGAUCUUCGUGCUCAUAUACAGCUGGAACUUAAGUUGUCUCUUACUUUGCAUCAAAACUACGAAUCUCCAAACAACUAUUCUAUAAUAAAUGAAUCCGGUUUCGAAAUGCAUCUCGAUGACUCCGAAACAGAGGACGAAACACAAUCUGAAUCAACUUCUGGGUUCUAUAAGACUCCUACGCUAUAUGUUUGUGAAAUUUGUAGUGUGCAGUGCCCUCGGAAGUACGAAAUGAUGCAACAUCAGCGCACCAUGCAUCGAUUUGUCAAAUUGCCGUAUGAGUGCGACCGUUGCAUAUUCAAGUGUGUUUCCAAGAACAUAAUGGAGCACCAUAUGCAAUUGCAAUGCCAAAGUGAGGAGAAGAAGCACACGUGUAAAAGGUGUAGCUACAAGUUUAUGUGGCCUGAAAAUCUAGAACUACAUGUACGAUUGCAACAUGGCGACAAAGAUGAAGGAGCUACAGAACAAAGCGACCCCAAUGGAAAUAAGGAGGCGCCUGGGACUUCUAAAGGACCUGCAAAUGUUGAAUUACUGCAAUGCCCGCAUUGCGAUCGAACUUAUCAGCUAAAAUCACGUCUAAAUAAUCACAUUCGGGAUGUACACGUCAAUGGGGAUCGUAAACGUAAAGAGGCGAUGAAAAGAUUUCUAUGCUCAAUCUGUGGCAAAGAGUUGCACUCGGGUGCUAGUUUGGCAACCCACAUGCGGAGGCACACCGGCGAGAAGCCCUUUAAAUGUGAUUUGUGUGACAUGGCCUUUCCGCGCUAUUCAGAGAUGCGCUCUCAUCGCCGGAUGCACACUGGUGAGAAGCCAUAUCAUUGUACGGUCUGUGGAAAGGACUUUGCCUGGUCCGACAAACUGAAGAGACACAUGCUGACGCACAGUGGUCUAAAACCGCACAAAUGCAAUUACUGCGAGAAGAGUUACCGGCAGUCUAAAGACUUAAAUUUGCAUUUGCAACAGCACACAGGCGAGUGCCCAUUCGUGUGUGGUACUUGCGGUGAGCGGUUCAUACAGAGAAGCUCGUUGGAAAAACAUCGCAUGAUGCGACGUCAUUUCGAUGAUGAAGGAGAUAGGAUUAAGAUAGCUAUUGAAUAAGACAACGGUGGCAAUAUACAUAUAUACAUUGGUACGUAGUUUUAUAUUUGUGUAAUCUGAUAUAGAUAUUCACCUUAAAAUUAAAGUUUUUGGGGUUUUAUUGAUA
Messenger RNA from Scaptodrosophila lebanonensis, 2953 nucleotides. Its product is annotated as zinc finger protein 569-like. NCBI's taxonomy places the organism in Eukaryota, Metazoa, Arthropoda, Insecta, Diptera, Drosophilidae. The transcript has 5 exons. Gene Ontology annotation, cellular component: nucleus. Gene Ontology annotation, molecular function: zinc ion binding. The record is from RefSeq and is a predicted model, not a curated record. Bases 1 to 2847 code for a protein of 948 amino acids.